AUGUCGGGCUCCUGUGACCAAAUUUCAAUGCUCAUCGCGUUGUGGGUUUCGAGUUUAAACUCGUUUCUGGACUUCGCAGAUUUUUAUUAUCGUGCAGUCAGCCUGGUCAUCCAAGCCCUGUUUACAACGCCGCUGGCUUAUGUGACUCAAGCCAUUCUGAGCCAGCAUAUCGAUCGGAUGCCACGCCGAAUGUCUCAUCUCUUUUCCAUUUGGAAUUCCGAGCCUGUGCGCAUCUCCCAAAUGCACGCUCACAAUUCAUUGAGGCCGAAAUUUGUGAACUCUCAGCAAGUCUAA
Molecule: messenger RNA, 294 nt
Organism: Protopolystoma xenopodis
Lineage: Eukaryota; Metazoa; Platyhelminthes; Monogenea; Polystomatidea; Polystomatidae
Source: the annotation of a GenBank genome assembly